Pelagomonas calceolata is the source of this 2463-nucleotide messenger RNA. NCBI's taxonomy places the organism in Eukaryota, Pelagophyceae, Pelagomonadales, Pelagomonadaceae. The record is from the annotation of a GenBank genome assembly.
CGGGGGCUGCAGUCCUUUGCCCAGUGCUUCCGCCGUCUGCUGUCAGGCUUCUGCCGCGGCGACCGCGCGCCCCGAACGAGGCCGCGGCGCGCCCCCGGGCUGCCCCGGCCCCACCAGCGGGGCCGUAGAACAACCAUGGAGCCGGCCCAACUGAGCCAACUGCGCCAGCGCGCCGCCCUCGCCACGGCCCUCUUUUCGCUCCUCGUCUACCUCGUCUGCCUCUGGUGGUGGGAGACGAAGUCCUGGGAGCGCUUCGUCGUCCUCCAGGAGACGCCCAAGUGGAUUACCUACGGCACGGCCUGGGAGGCGCAGUGGGCCAUCGCGGCCUGCGCCCUGGCGCUCUGCGCCGCGGCCUGCGCUUUUUGCGAGGGGUUUGAGUUUCCCGCAUCGAUCACGAAGACGCUCGACAAAUGGAAGGAGAUCGAGCCCGUGCUGCCCGGGAAGUUAAGGCGGUUGCGGCUCGGCGGCGGCCACCGCCUCGGCACGCUGGCCAUGGCGUUGAUCCUGUGCCGCAUCAUCUCCCUCCACAUCGUCAUGUACCGCGGCUCGCGGCCGAACCACCCGGCGAGCUGGGGCAAGAUGGUCGGGACCCUUGAUUUAACUAAUGAUGGUAAAAAAGACACGCGCGCGGACCAUAUUAGAGCUUUGAAGUCGCACGCCUUCCAACUGGGCUGGGACUGCCUGGUGCCCAUGUCGCUAUUGGGCAUCCCGACGGCGCAGUUCUCGCCACCGUUACGAGCGGUCGGGCUCAGCCACGAGGCGGCGAUCGCCUUCCACCGCGUUUUAGGAAGAGCCACGCUGAUCCUGGUGAGCGGCCACUUCGGGUUUUAUGGAUUAGCCUGGGCCAUGGACGGCGGCGCCAAGCUCUUCUGGGACGAGACGCUGCAGGUCUGCCACCACGGGCCGCGCGUCACGAAAUUACCAAUAGGAAGGGCCUUCCGGCCAGGGUGCAUGGGCAUCUCGAACUUCUUCGGGUUCCUGGCCUGGGGCUUCGGGAUUUUGCUGGGCAUCGGCAGCUUCUACAUGGUGCGGCGCCGGAGCUACGCGCUGUUCAUGGCGACGCACCAAUUGCAUUGGCUCUGGUGGUUCUUCGCGUGUUUGCACUGGCCCGGGGCCCUGGCAUUCGUGGCGCCGGCCUUGAUCUUCUUCGUGGCCGACUGCGCGCGACGUUUAGUGUCGGAGAGAACCGUAAGAUGUGCCGUCGUCCGGCACGGCCCGAAGAUUACGACCGUACUCGUCCCGUGCCCCGGCUACACGGUCAGGCAGUUGACGGGCGGCGUCUUUCGGUUGCGGUGCUUCCGGAUCAGCCUCAUGUGGCACCCGUUCAGCAUCGCCGGCGCGGUGGAGACGCCGGACGGGCCCGUGGCGCUGAUCCACGUCUUCGACGCGAGGGACGGCAAGGAGGGCACGUGGACCAAUGCCCUCUGCCGGCUGGCGGCGUCGGCGCCGUUCAUCGAACUGGAAUGCCGCGGGCCGAUCAUCGCUCCCAUCAGUUUACAACAAAAGGCCCGGGAGGCGGCGCGCGGCCGGCCGUUGCUGAUCGUCGCGGCGGGGUCGGGCCUCGCGCCGGCCGUGGCCUUCCUGCGAUUGGUACGGCUCUCCAACCCGGUGCCGAACCAGCAGAUCCGGUUCGUCGCCAUCGUCCGGUCGGCCCAGCAAAUAGAGGUGCUCGACGCCUUCUGCCUGCCGACGGCCGGCGCCGCCACCCAGGAGCCGUGGCUCCAGACCGAAAUCCACGUCACGCGGCGCAAGGCGGCGCCCACCCUGGAGGGAUCCCCGUCGAUACCUCGGCACGGCCGCGUCGUCAUACGAGCCGACACUAACGCAAAUCUGGUGGCCGUGCCGACGCCCUGGCCCACGAACAUCCUCCACGACACGAAGAACCCGCUCACCGGCGCCGGCGACGAGGAGGAGGCCAAGGAGGCGCCGCGGGUCUCCGACCCGGCGCCGCCAGGCCCAGCUUCUACAGAAGACGCCGUCUCCGUGCUGGCCGCGGCCUUCUGCUUCGUUUUUUUCAGCUACGUCGUGCUGGCGCGCGAGGACGCGCCCUUCGCCCGCGAGAGCGCCUACUUUUUUGAUGAGUCGAAGACGGGAAAUCCCAACACGAUCUCCGGCGGCCUGUCGCUCAUCGUGUGCACGGUCGCGGCCUUCGCGGGCGCCUACGGCUCUUUAUUAAUUUGCGGCUGGGUCCGGCGGCGGCGGAGCGUCGAGGACGAGGCCGUCUCCCCGAAGGACGUCGAGCUGCGCGUACCAUCAUCGCCGCGGGGCGCCGAGGUCGUUUUGGCGACGGCGGGCGCGCGGCCAGAUCUCGGCGAGGUCGUGCGGCGCGCGGACGCGCAGCUCGGGCUGCGCGCCGAGGUCCUGGCGGGCGGGCCGGACGUGCUCCUCGAGGGCCUCGAGGACCGGCUCGGCGGACGGGCCGUCGAGCGGAUGACGUGGUCCAUGUAAAAGUAUCGUAAUUCG